AUAUUAUUCAUGUUAAGCUAUCAAUUAUUCAUGACAAGAAAGCAUAAUCAAGUUAAAUAACCAAAUUUAUAAGUCGAAUUCAACGUUAAUGAUAAUUUCGUUUUUUCAUGGACACUUUAAGCAAACCUUCCCCUGCUAGACAUUCCCCUCGUAAACUUUUUUGUUGUUUUUCACAAAAUAAAUUUUUUUCGAUCGAAUUAAGUGAGUUUGAAGCUGCAGAUGGCUUCUUUAGUGCUGUUAAAUGGAGCCAAAACUCAUACCGGCUUUUUGGGAAUCGUUUGUUUGAGUGCGAGUAAGGCAAGCUAUUCAACUGAUGUACCAGCAUGGUAUCGUCCAUUGAAAUCAACAAAUCAAGCCACUUUUAAAAAAGGUCCAGGCGGUAGAUCCAGUUUUAAUGGAGUUGUUGCUACCGUUUUUGGAUGUAGUGGGUUUUUGGGACGAUAUGUAGUCAACAAACUAGGAAAAGUAGGAAGUCAAGUAAUUUGUCCAUAUCGUGCAGAUUCAUCGGAUGUACAACACUUGAAAGUUAUGGGUGAUUUAGGACAGAUUCUUUUCCAUCCAUACUACCUUCGCGAUGAAGAAUCAAUCCGCAAAGCCAUGAAAUAUUCAAAUGUUGUAAUUAAUCUAGUUGGACGAGAUUGGGAAACAAAGAAUUUCUCAUUUAAGGAUGUUCAUGUUGAUGGUGCUCGUCGUCUUGCAAGAAUUGCACGCGAAUCGGGUGUCGAAAAAUUCAUUCAUUUAUCAGCAUUGAAUGCAUCAGAACAUCCAACGCCAUGUUACUACAAAGAUGGAAGUAAAUUCUUACAAAGUAAAUAUCACGGCGAAAAUGCAGUUCGUGAAGAAUUCCCAAAUGCAACAAUCAUCAGACCAUCUGAUAUGUAUGGACAAGAAGAUCGUUUCCUCACAUAUUAUGCACACUUUUGGCGUCGAUUCAUUCGUUUAGUUCCUUUAUGGCAGAAUGGUAACAAGACAAUUAAGCAACCCGUUUUCGUUGGUGACGUUGCUCAGGGAAUUUUAAAUGCUAUCAAGGAUCCCGAUGCAGUUGGACAAAUUAUUCAAGCUGUUGGACCACGAAGAUAUUUGCUUAGAGAACUUGUCGAUUGGUUCUUCCGUGUUAUGCGUAAGGACGAAAAUUGGGGAUAUAUCCGUUAUGACGCUCGUUUCGACCCAACAUUCAAACUUAAAGUUGCACUCACAGAAGCUAUUCAAUUGUCACAUCCAAUUGGAAAUUUACAUCAUGAACGUGUUGAGCGUGAAUAUGUUACAGAUGUUGUUGAGAAGAGUGUCCCAACAUUAGAGGAUUUAGGUGUUCAAUUGACAUUUAUGGAAGAUCAAGUUCCAUGGGAACUUAGACCAUUUAGAGCUGGACUUUAUUAUGACUCAGCUAUUGGAGAGUUCCAAAAGCCAGCACCUCCACAAGUCCUUGCUUAAAUAAAUAUAUUCUGUAAUAUUCUUAAUAGCAAAAAAAAAAAAAAAUUAUGGAUAUAAACUUUUUAUUGUUGUCUCAGAAGUAAUUGAAAUAUAUGCCGAAUGAAAAUGUCAAUAAAGAAACACGAGGAGAAAGUAAGUAAUAAUUU
Chironomus riparius is the source of this 1577-nucleotide messenger RNA. The record is from the annotation of a GenBank genome assembly. Lineage: Eukaryota; Metazoa; Arthropoda; Insecta; Diptera; Chironomidae.